UGUUUGCAGUCCCCCCCUAUAUCAUCCUGUCCAGAUGUGAGGUCCGAGUUACAGACAACUCGCUUUCAGAGAAGACUGUCACUUCUUGGAUCUGUACAUCCAACACAACAGCAGACAUGAAUGCAAAAUAUGCCUUGGCACUGAUCCUCGCUCUGCAGGUCUCCAUGAGCCUGUGUGACGUCCCUGCACCAUCGCAGGAACUUGUUGACAAGUAUGACACAAUGAAAUCUGUCUUCUACAAGAGGCUGCUGAACGCUUUUGGCAAGGUGCAGCAAGCCGCUGCUCCUUUCGUGCAGAAAAUUGGUGAGAGCGAGCGUGGACAGACUGCCAGGACCUACCUCGAGGAACUGCAGGGCAAGCCCGAGCUCCAAGCUGCCGUCAAGGUUGCCAGUGGCCUGGGUGAGGAGGCAGCCCCCCUGUUGGACAAGGCCCGUACAGCAGUUCUGGGUCUGUACGAACACUACCUGCGCCCCCAUGUUGGCGACUUCCUGAGCGACGGCAUCGACCACGCCAAGGUCUACCUGGACAAAUUCCUGCCCGCUGAGUAAAGAAGACCAACUGGAGCAAACACCUGUCAGCAAUCUGUAAUAGAUGAUAGCUCAUAGAAACUACACCAGUUUAGGCUGAGAAGAGCAAUGCACAAUGCAAAUACAAUCCUUUGCCAAAGUUAGUUAAAAACAAGGGCAACACCAUCUAUGCAAAUUGUGCAUGUACAGUAUUUUGUGUUUGAUACACUAACCAAAGUCUGCGUGUGAUUGUGUAUGUAUAUGUGUGAAUGUGUCCAAUAAAAUGAACUGGAAACUA
This is a messenger RNA of Seriola aureovittata, 804 nucleotides long. RefSeq names its product apolipoprotein A-II (gene apoa2). NCBI's taxonomy places the organism in Eukaryota, Metazoa, Chordata, Actinopteri, Carangiformes, Carangidae. The record is from RefSeq and is a predicted model, not a curated record. The transcript is spliced from 4 exons. Bases 117 to 548 code for a protein of 143 amino acids.